Messenger RNA from Drechmeria coniospora, 1071 nucleotides. RefSeq lists its product as uncharacterized. The transcript has a single exon. Bases 1 to 1071 code for a protein of 356 amino acids. The record is from RefSeq and is a predicted model, not a curated record. Lineage: Eukaryota; Fungi; Ascomycota; Sordariomycetes; Hypocreales; Ophiocordycipitaceae.
AUGCGGCGACCUCGUCCCGCCUUCCUCACCCUCGCCCUCGCCGCUCUCGUCUCGGCAUCGCCAUACCCAAGAAGCGAGUGGUACGAUGCCGGCUUCUCCCUGCUCGUCCGUCGCGGAUGCUCCGCCUACUGCGGCGCCGACAGUCAGUUCUGCUGCAACGCCAACGAGGUCUGCACGACGCUCGCGAACAAUGUGGCCACCUGCGUCGGCGCCGGCUACGGUCCCUACACCACCACCUGGACCGAGACGAGGACCUUUACGAGCACCUACAUGACAAACUGGAACCCCGCGCCGCUGCCCACGGCCGGCGUCGACUGCGUGCCCCAGGGUGCCGAGCAGGAGGCCUGCGGCUCCAUCUGCUGCGCCGGAUGGCAAACCUGCGCCUUCAAGGGCCAGUGCUCCAUCCGACCUGGCUACGCCGAACCCAGCGCCGUCAUAGUCACCCACGACGGCCAGAUUGCCACCCGCUACUCGGCCCCCUUUCGCGUCACCGGCACCACCACCGUCAUCGGGAGAGGUCCCAGCACGGCGACGGCGACGAGCACCGGCGACGGCACCGCCGUUGGUGCCGACGGCGGCAGCAAUCGCCGAGCUCUCAGCCCAGGUGCCAUCGCCGGCAUCGUCAUCGGCACCCUCGCCGGCAUCGGCCUUUUGCUCCUGCUCUGCUUCUGCUGCGUCGCUCGAGGCCUCUGGAACGCCCUCUUCGGCGGCGCCGACAAGAAGGAGGAGAGGCGGGAGCGCGUCGAGGUGACCGAGGAGCGGUACUCGCGCCACGGAAGCCGCGUGCCCUCGGCCUACUCGCGUAGGGACCGUCACAGCGGCUGGGUCGGCAGUAGCAGCCGUCCUUCGUCCGCGGGCUACCGCCGGGAGAAGAAAUCCGACGGCAAGUGGUGGCUUGGCCUCGCCGGCGUCGCCGCCACGCUCCUCGCCCUCCUGAAUCUCAAGUCGGACAAGAAGAAGCCUGCUCGGAAGGACAUGUCCUCGCGCUACAGCGACUCGUACCUCUCCUACACCGACGUUACCAGUCCCAGUAAGUCCUCGCCCACGAUCCAGCGAACCGUGCAAGCCUGA